Messenger RNA from Chenopodium quinoa (quinoa), 5570 nucleotides. RefSeq lists its product as uncharacterized. The record is from RefSeq and is a predicted model, not a curated record. Lineage: Eukaryota; Viridiplantae; Streptophyta; Magnoliopsida; Caryophyllales; Amaranthaceae. Bases 4765 to 5382 code for a protein of 205 amino acids. The transcript has 12 exons.
UCUACCUUUGAUUACACUUUGCUCUUCUGUUAAACUCCAAAAACUGAGCAAUUGUGAAGCUCGAGUAAGUGGACGUUGAUGGCAGAAUUCGUCAACACUGAAAUGCAUCUAGGUGCUAAAUCUCAGCGGAUGAAGACGUACAAUGACGGUGACAGUGACAGCGACAUGGAUCUAUAUGACGACAUCAUUUUACCAGGGCGUCAGCUAUCCCCUUCUUCUGUAUCCUCACUCAAGGAUCCCUCUGCUCCACAGACAUUGUCGCGGCGUCUUCAUCCUGACAUGGAACAGCAAUAACAAUAUGCUGCGUUCUUAUACCAGCAUCCUCCUGCACCAUUGUUGUGGUCAACUCUUCAUCCUGUCAAAGAAAUGCCUGAAUAUUCUCCUGUAAGUUCACGCUUGACCAUUUCCAACUCCGACAAUGAGAGCUACACAACUUGGAGCAGGGCACGUGUAUGUGAAUCUGAUAGCCCUCCACUGAAGCGACUUCGUCAUGAUGAAAUCAAAGCGUGUGUAUAUUGAUUUUAACCUCUCUACAAUUAAUUACCACUUCAUAUAUAUAUAUAUAUAUGUUUUAUUUUUUAUAAUGAUUUUUGUUGUGUUGGUGAUUAUUUCACCACCCUGGCUUUGGACCUAGCCAAGUAAGACCGUCUUACUUAAUUCUUUUUCUUAAUUUAACUACUUGAUUGAUCUAAUUGGUGACAUGUUUACUUCCUGUAAAAAUAAUUGCUUUUGUUCCAAAAAUUUUUGAUACAAUAGAAUCUAUAUGGAAUCCUUAUUAUAUGGGUCGGACUUCACAUAAUGUUAUUUUUGCUUCCUUAGGUUAAAUUUUGCUUUUCUCCAAAAUGAUUUUGAACAUAAGAUGAAGUUUCUUUUCCACUUUGUAUGCCUGCUAAUUAAUUACUGAGAGACCACAGCAAAAUAGUGAAUUUGGUUGGUGUUUUGUUGCUAUUCAAUGGCUAACAGCUAUUGUCAGGUCAGAGCUGUUUGGUAAAUUGAAAGUGUAGAAUAAUUUUCAAGUCUUGUCUUUAAUUCAUAUAAUAAUCUCACUUAUUAUGCAGUUAUGCAUUUCAUCCUUCAGGUAGCUUAUUACAAAUUAUCUGCUCUUACGCUAUUUUCAUUAACAGACUAGCCAUAUUUGUGUUCCAUCAAUUUCAUUAUCCAUUUACAAAAGGAACACACUGCCGAAGAAUUUAGGAGAAAAAGGCGACUUUAAUUGUUAAUCUGUCAAAUACAAGAAAUAAUGAUAAUUUAUAGAGUUUUCAAGUGGCUUGACAUUUUUUUUUGGGCAAUUGGGUGGCUUAAAUUACUCUCAAAAGAAAACCAAUUCAAAAACUGACUAAACAACUUUUUUCCAAUGCCAUUCUCUCUAUCAGGUUUUUAUAGAUCUUUUGAUUCUUCCUUCCUUAGCUUCUUAUAGCAGAGUUAGGCUUUGUUAUUUUAACUUGAAAUAUCUGAAGUCAAGUCUGGUUUGACCUGAGUUAUUCUAAUUAGGUUUGAUUUGAUUGUUUAAUUUGAUUGAAUUAUGGCCUCAUUACUGUAUAUGAAAAAACAUGAUCAAGUGAGAUCUUGUUAGAUUCACCUUAAUGUGUAUUUUUUAAACAUCUGAUUUUCAUAAUAAUUUUAAAAACAAAGUUAAGGAUAUAUGACAAUAAGCAAACGAAACUGAUUAGGUCUGAACUUUUUUGGGUUGAUCUGAUGAUCUGAAUUAGUAAGGUAAAGAGAACAAAGCCUUAUAUUGUGCUUCCCUUUGUGCCUUCCUUUGAUGUUGAUGGGCACUGUCCCACUCAAAACAGAUGUCAUGCUUCCAAGUUCCAUUUUUGUUAAAAUGAAAGAGUGGGAACUAUUAAGGGUGUAAAUUUGUAGUUUUGUGGGUUUAGUAGAUUAAAUGAUGAUUAUUGUUGCAGAGGUAGGUGGGUUUAAUGAAUAGUGGAUUGAGUUGAUGUAUGAGUUUGGUGGAGUAAUGGGUAUUAGACUGAGCUCUGUCUAAGUUUGGAAAAAUAUUUUGAAAUUUGGGUUAGCUAAUGGUGGCCCUAACCUUACUCAUUUAAGUUGAACUUGUUUUUAACUUCUGCUCUACCUAAUAGAUUCAUUGUGAGGUUCAACGAGUUAGGAUUUAAAUGGAUUGGCCUAACUUCUGUCCGUGCCUCAUUAAACGGAGUAAAGGUGAAUUUUUAGGAGGAAUUGAAAUGUGCCUUAUUGCAUUCUUGAUGCCUCAUUAGGGUAUUGACAUUGUUGCCCUUAGCAACAUCUUGUGGAAUUUUCUCCAAGAUAAUGAUAAUUUGAUAAAUCUUCUCACACCACCGCAUGAAGAAGUCUCCAUUAAAUUGCUUGUCUACUUCUCCACCCUUAAAUUUUCUAGGGAACAAUCAUUCAGGCUUAUAGAGGCCCUAUUGCUGGUAAUUUGUUUUUAAACAAUUAGAUAUAAAGAAUUUAUUACCUUAUGUAUGAAUAUAUAAAUUGUGUCACAAUGGUUAACUAUCGAUAUAUCUUUAACUAGAGUGCGGUUAAAGGUUCAAACCUUGGAUCCUCCGACCUUUUGAUCUAAGAUCCACCAAUCUCACACCAAGACACCCUUGUAUAUCCCCUAGCCACCUUAUGGCCCUAAUUUGGAUUCAAUCCCCCAAUUUGAAAAAUCUACACCAACCGUUGACAUGGAAGCUCCAAAGCCACCAAAAUGGCUGCCCGAACCUACAUCUAAACUACAAGCUCUUCCCUUCUAGUGCACCUUGGAUUGUGAAGGUGCCUGGCACACUUGAGACCCACUCAUACGAGAUUUUCCCUUUAUGACUCAAUCUCCUCUGCUUGACCAUGGUGUGCGCUAUCCACUAACUGGUGCUUGCUUAGAUUACCACCUCCAAUGUUGAAGGAAGCUCAAAUUUUAUUGUUGGAUUGCUCGACCUCCUUUUUUUGAAAUCCUUAGGUCCAUAUUUUUAUUAUAUUUGUAAACUUGUCCCAAAUUGUUUUUUGCUUUCGAAUAGACUUUGCUUACUCCACUAAUUCUUGUAGAAGUUUUACCAUUUGCAAAAGUGUAUGCCCAUAUAUCACUAGGACCUUACCUUCUUUGUCAGCUUUUUAGAUAUGAAAUAUGAAAGGUGAACUUAGGAUUUAUCUAACCAACUUCUGGAUCAUUGGAAGCUUGCUUGGAAUUUUAUUCCAUGCCAUGAGACUUGUUUAUUUCCUCUCAUUACUCAUCUAUUUUAUCAGUGAUUUUCCCUAAUUAACUUCAUAUCGCUUGCAAUUAAACAGUACAUCUCCUUUACACUCCCUUUUUUUUUGAAAUUUGUGCUGCAUCAUAUGGCUAAUUUGACAUAAUUUCAGAUCAUAAAGUGUAGACUUCAGUCAUUAAAGGCAUAAAUAUAAUUCUGCAUCCUGAAUUUCUGACAGUAAAGGCACUAGUUUAGAAAUGGCACAUAUCAAAUUCUCGUUAAAAAAAUUCCGUCUUAUUUUUUUUUUUUUAUCCUUUUAUAUAUUUUCUUAAUCUCAAAUUUUUGUUUUGGAACGGUUUUCAAUAUUAGUAUGUUAAUAAGUUUUGAUGAAUUGUGAUAUUGUACCUUGUUUAUGAAAACAUUUUUUUUUUUUUUUUUUGGCAAUGAAAACUGUUAGUUAUACAUAGAUUGAGCUCUUUUUCUUUUGUCGUAAAAAAUUGGUAAUAUUAGUGGCAGGGUAGUAGCAACAAGUUUCGACCGUACAUAUUCACUAACUAGGUUUUUGUUUUGUUCUGAUGUGUAUGUGUUCUAACUGAGUGAUUCAUUUGCAUAAUUUGAGACUCUUUUUCAUUGCAAUGUUCAUGACAGGAAUUUCUCUAUGCAACUUUGGUAUUUUUUUUAUUGAGAUUGUUUAUAUGAAUUGCUAAACGCAGGCAAAGUUUACUUUAACCACAUGAAUAAUAAGUGUAAAGUAUUUAAAGAGCGGAAAAGUAAUUAAAUUCUAAUAAUUUAUGAACCAAUUUGUUGUUUGACAAAGAAUUUAUUGUUUCUACAAUGAACUUGUAAGUUUUUAACUAGUUUAGCAGAACUCUUGAAAGAGGUUGUGAGCUGCUGACCAUCGUUGAUAAGCUACGAAGUUCUUAAGUGACUUGCUAAAAUGAAACACUUUUGAACUGGAAUCUGAUCAUUAAAAGACAAUAAAAAGUGGAAUCAAUCAAAAAAAUUGUCUCCAUUACUCUUGCUAUCUCUAUUAAUUAGAGAGUUGUUUUAUACUGCUUAUUUGACAUAAAUUUCAGAGAUGUCUUCAUAAAUUUUAGAGAUGUUCUUCUGAAAUUAUGGUCUUCCUUCAUAGAAGGGCAAUGGUGAUAUAUGAUUACAUGCAUUCUUACAUUAAACCCACAAUGGCAACACAUGUUGGCAGUCUUGGCACAUUGUAUCUUGAUUGUUUUGUAUUUAAUUUUCCAUCUUGGAAUGGUAGUCUCGUCAAAAUUUUCUGCGCUGGUUAAACAUGACAUUACUAAGUUUAUAAAAAAAAAAAAAAGAAGUUAAUUCACAGUAAUUAAGUUUAAAGUGGUGAUAUAUGGGUUAAAAUUGCUGACCAUGGUAAACAUAGAUUAUUAGGUAGAAGUAUAUACUCCGUAUUUCUUUAUUUACUAUUGCCACCAUUCAUCUAUCAUACUACGGAGUAUCUCUCACGAAAUUGAUACUCUGCAUAAUUAGGAGGAGUAAAUUAGGAAAGUGAAAUUUAUCACCUCCCUUUUAACUUUAUAUAUUAGAUUCUAUCACCAAUUCACCACCAAAAACAAAAAAUAAACCUUGUAAAAAAAAAACCUUCUUCAUGGAGAGUGAGGGGAGCAGGGGAACAAAGCAGAAGAAGAUGAAGGCCAAGGCAAAGAGUGUGAAGACGAACAAUGACAGUGACAGUGACAUGGAUCUAUGGGAUGAAUUUGAUUUUCCAGGGCAUCAACUUCCUGUCCAACCCUGUUCUUCUCCAUCUUCUACAAGAUGGACACGCAAAGGCACUUCUAAUGCCCCUUUAUUGAAGCCACAUCGUUCUAAGGAAGCCAAAGUUACAGGAACACCAACUGAUGACAAUAACUUUGUUAACUUAUGUUUGGCAUAUUACAAAGAAAAGAAGGGCGUUGAUUAUGAGUUAGUCCAUCUUGUUGGACAAACCGUUAUUAACAGAUCAGUUGGUUGGGGUACUCAUAUCAACUUUUUUGCUCGGCUCAAGGGAACUAAUUCCUCUCCAGAAUUCUUUUUUGCUGAUAUAAAAUAUGCACCAAAUGAAGUUUUACACUGUUGUAAACUAACUCCAGCGCCCUAUAAUUUUGGCGAAACUCAUCCUCCGGAUGUUUUUAUCUUUCACUGUCCGCAUGUUGAGUGCUUGCAAUGUGCUGCGCUUCUCAACUAUUUCUACCACGACGAUAGUGAAGAAGAUGUAAUCGAUAUCUAAAUAUGUAACUAAUUAAUGUUGUAGACUUAUUAUUAUUGCUAGGAUAGAUUAGGACGAUUAUCACUGAAUUUGGCAAUAAAAACAUAUAUUAUGUGUUGAAUCGUUGUGAUAUAUCAUGAAAAGUUGUUAGACUAUUUAUUAGUGUCAGCCCACUGAGAUUUUUAUACGAAAUGAUGAAUGACAUGACA